Messenger RNA from Poeciliopsis prolifica (blackstripe livebearer), 2349 nucleotides. RefSeq names its product transmembrane protein 82-like. The record is from RefSeq and is a predicted model, not a curated record. NCBI's taxonomy places the organism in Eukaryota, Metazoa, Chordata, Actinopteri, Cyprinodontiformes, Poeciliidae. The coding region runs from base 61 to 1116 and encodes 351 amino acids. The transcript has 6 exons.
AGCGUUCAGUCGGCAUGAGUGGAAAAUCCUGCUCUGCGUUUAAGAGGAAUUAGGAGAAACAUGAACAUCUUUUCCCCGUUCGUUUGGAUCCUGGACAUUUUUCAGUGGACUCCUUUCGAUUCAAAUCCAGUUGAUUGUUUUCUUAAAGGGCUGGUAGGAGCCUGUGGAGUUUCAGUCCUCUAUAAUCUGAUUAGAGUUCACAAUUUCGUUCAAGCGUGCAGAGAUCCUGACACCCAAAGUGGGCACAGACGGAGGUCGUCUUCCUCCACAAGUCCUCUGAGGAGGAAAUGGAGAGCGGCGGUCCAGUUCUGGGGUCUGACCGGCGUCCUCUCUCUGGUGGGCUGCAGGGUUUCCUCUCUCAUCGUACUGGAGUUUUCCCUCAGAGCCGUUUCUGCAUUGGCCUCCGCCAGACGGGGCGUCGGGUCCAGAGCUCUGGAGUUGCUCCUGAUCCAGAGCCAGUUCUCUCUGGGCUGCAGCCUCACCUGCACUCUGGCCUUCAUCCACCAGGGGGCGCUGCACAGCUCCUUCGGCCUUCUCCUGGCCGCUGCGCUCAGCUGGGCAUUUGCGAGCUACAGCAGCGGUCUUUGGCGCCAUGUGGCCAGGCUGUUCCCGCUGCACAGGACCGAUGGUUACUGCGGGAAGUGCAUCAACCUCCUAACCUCUGGACACACCAUGCUGGCCUCGCUUCGCAGGGUGGUUAUCUUGGCCUUUGGCGCAGCAGCUGUGGCUUCCACCACCACGGUUUACGAGCACUUCUUAUCCCAGAAGGACGCGAUGAAGUUCUGGACUCUACUCACUCUCUGCUACACCAUGUUGGUGGCCUACAACCAAGAGGAACAACAUCGGCUGAGCAUCACAGAGACCCUGCUGCGCACCGUGGCGCUGCGACUGGGAGGCCUGCUGGUUCUCAUGCUGGCAGUGGGAAACUGGACAGACGUUCUCCACAUCCUCGUCGCUUUCCUGGGAGAAGGAGUCUGUCUGCUGCCCUCUGAGGAUCUGCUGCAGGCUGCGUUAAAGAAAGAACGAGAAAGCAACCAGGACAAACAGAAGACCUGCCACAGGUCAAACAUGAGAACACACCAUCGUGAGUCAGAGGAACGGGCUCAGUGUUUCUAGAAAUGCUCUGAAUUUAGUUUUGAAUUGGUGAGUGGUAUCUGAAAUAAAGUUUGGACAAGAAGGAGAAGGAGAUAGUUCUGAGUAUGUAGUUGGUAGCCAAAGGAAAACAUUUCUGUUUCCUUUCAGGCUGAAAGAAUUAUUGAAAAUUUCUUAAGUCUUAUAUCUUAGUCAAACUUCUUAUGGACAUGAAAACAUAUAAAAAACUAAAAACGUUCUGAAUGCAUGCACCAGAUUUAUUUUAGUUGAAGUCGUGACUUUUUUACACAAUUCACCUUUGAAUAUUUCUGCAGAAAAAGGAAAUUCUUAAGCAUACCGUCACUGAAGUCUCGCUCUACCUCCAUGGUUCCCUGAUUGCUCCCACAUGUUAUCAACUUUUUCUCUACUACAUGAGCUCACAGGAAAACCUUUUAAUCUUAUUUCUUGCCCAGCAUCUUGCAGGACCAGAUGCUUUCAUGAGAAACUUUCUCAUAAAACAACAAUAUCCAAGUUUUUAGCAGUAAAAUAACACGGGACAAAGGGCUAUUCUGUCUUUCCAGGAGUAGCGGAUAUUACCGCAGCUCUGAAUUAUGCUACUGUACAUUCAGUCGGUCAAUUGAUCUGUCAUCAUCGAUCUGAGGCGAAUUCUUCACCUUCCCAGGGGACAAUCAUUAUCAUACAUACAAACAGAUGUGGGCCUCCUUUUAUAACUAUAAUUUAUUUUCACUCAGAGAUGAGAAUCAUUGAGAAAAUUACAAUGAGCAAUUUAUGCAAUCUAAGGCUGCAAGUCAUUAUUAUUGUAGCAAUCAAUCAGGUUUAACUUCACAUUCUGCAGAUUUUUCAUUAAAGCUUUUUUUGUAUAAAACUAUAAAUACAACAAAAGAAGCAGGUGAAGAUACAGCUAUGCCGCUUUGGGUAGAAUACAUUUACAGACAGGUAUAUUUUUUACUUAAAUGCAAAAUGUAUAAGAUUUUUGUACAUUUUUUGGUUUAAUUACUGCUCUGAGAAUGUCGUUCUUUCAGAAAUUUUUAUUUUAAAAGUCUGUAUCCUUCAGUUGAUGAUUAAUCAAUGACUAAAUCAGUUAACAAUUAUUUCAAUAAUCAAUUCACCACAUUUCAGCAAAGAGUAAAUGUAUUUGUGAUUAAACAACUGUAUGUUCCUACUUGAAAGAAAUAUGUGUAAGUAGCAAUGAAGAGAAAAUGUAAAGACUGAUAAUAAUAAUAAUAAUAAUAAUAAUAAUAAUAAUAAUAAUAAAGU